CAUGAAAAUGCUCCAGGCCCAGUUAAUAGAACCAUGCAAGAUCUUCUUCCAGGUUCUCCAGAACUGUUGGAGCAAUCAAAGCCUUCAGAAACUACUAUAAUCUGGAAACAAACCCAGCUUCCAUCUGGUUUUCUUCCUGGUCUGGAAUACUUAAGACAGUUGGAUCAGAUUAUUAUUCACCAGCAAGUAGAACUUCUCCAAGUUAUACUCAGAACUGAAACCUGCAGCAAAUAUGAGAUAAAAAACCACAUGGGGCAAAGAGUUUAUUUUGCUGUGGAAGAAAAUGGUUUCUUUGAUCGGAACUUCUGUGCACCAUUACGGUCCUUCACCAUAAGGAUCACAGACAACACUGGUCAAGAGGUGAUCACUGUGAAGAGACCUUUAAGAUGUAGUAGCUGCUGGUUUCCAUGUUAUCUUCAACAGUUAGAAGUUCAGUCACCUCCUGGAACCACAAUUGGCUACGUUGUGCAGCAAUGGGACCCACUGCUACCAAUAUUUACAAUCAGGAAUGGGAAUAACGAAGAUGUGUUGAAGAUCACAAGUCCUUAUGUCACAUGCGGUUGCUUUGGAGAUGUUGAUUUUGAGGUAAAAUCUGUAAAUGAUAUGUCAACUAUUGGCAAGAUUUCCAAGUAUUGGUCAGGAUUUGUCAAUGACAUAUUUACUAAUACAGCCAACUUUGGCAUUCAUAUUCCUGUGGACCUUGAUGUAAAAAUCAAAGCUGUGAUGAUUGGUGCUUGCUUUCUCCUAGACGUAAUGUUCUUUGAGAAUUCCUUGGAUGGAUUGUAA
This is a messenger RNA of Candoia aspera, 786 nucleotides long. RefSeq names its product phospholipid scramblase family member 5 (gene PLSCR5). NCBI's taxonomy places the organism in Eukaryota, Metazoa, Chordata, Lepidosauria, Squamata, Candoiidae. Gene Ontology annotation, molecular function: phospholipid scramblase activity. The record is from RefSeq and is a predicted model, not a curated record. The annotation marks the transcript as partial. Gene Ontology annotation, cellular component: plasma membrane. The transcript has 6 exons. Gene Ontology annotation, biological process: plasma membrane phospholipid scrambling.